AUGACAUGUAGCCUACGCUCAUCAUCUCCUUAUUUCACAGGUUCUACAAGUGAUUGUUCACAAUGUCCGACGACAGAGUGUCCGCCAACUUCUCCUACCACAGCUUCACCAUCUGACGGUAGUGAAUGCCCACAAUGUCCAACGACAUGUACAACAUGUGAGCCUUGUGCCACUGCAGAGCCAACUUCUACCACACCAGCUCUGCCAGCCGGGCCGCCGAUAGAGUUUGAGAGUAGCAGGUACCGUGGCACCGUCUCUUCCGUCUACGUGGGGACGCUGGCGAACCUCACGCUUCAGGACUACGACUCGGAGGGCUACACCCUCGACUGCCAGCUGACGGACGCCACGGACUACGUGGCGUCCCGGGUGAGCGUCGAUCCGGUGGACGUGACUGGCUGUCAGCUGACCAUCGACGCAUUCCUGCGUGCCGGCUCCUACGCGUUCAGCGUCCGCGCCAACCUCGCCGGCACCUCCUCUGUCGCUACAACGGAGAUGGCGCUGGCAGUGUCGACGACCAUCUCGUGCGACGACUCGACGUCUCCCAUCUUCCCGAUCGCGCUGUUGGUGACUUCUCAGCCCGAGAAUCAGACGGGACCGACCAACAUCCUGGCCCCCACGGAGCUGGGUGUCGGCGCGCAAUGCAGCUUCAGUCACAGCGUCGACCCUGCGGAGUACAGCGGCUGGGUGCAAGUGGACGAAGCGACAGGAGAGAUGAACGUGGCCGGCCUGGACUACGAGAGCGUGACCAGUCUCUUCAUCUCGCUGUCCGUCUCCUGCGAGUCUGGACCAGAGCAGCAGCAGCAGCAGCAGUCGCGGCGGCUGCGUCACACGAAGGACCAGCCAGACUGGCCAGAGUAUCUGCUCUACGACAACACCAGCAUGAGCGUGCUGCUGCAGAUCCUAGAUGUCAACGACAACCCGCCCGUCUUCACCGCCGGCGACCGCAUAGUGGUCGGCUAUCCCACUGGAGACCUGCUGGAGCGCGUCCAGCCUGGACCCGUCGUCACACUCAAGGCCACGGACGCGGACGAGGGCGAGAACGCGGAGCUGCGCUACAGCCUGGACGCGGCGGGCAGCCGCCACUUCACGGUGGGCGCCGAGACGGGCGCCGUCUACGUGCGGGCCGACGCGCCGGAGCUGCCCGACUCCGGCGUCUCCUUCACCGCCACCGUCGCCGACCUGGCGGGCGCCGCAGGGGCGCUCACCGACACCGUAGUCGUGCAGGUGAAGCCGCUGAAGGACGAGCAGCUGGUGCUGGUGACGACGGUGGAGGGCGCGCUGCCCGAGGACGCAGAUGCCGUCGUGGAGGACCUGUGCGGCACCACGGGGUUGAACGUGCGCCUGCUGAGGGCUUACGCCACGGCGGCAGAGGAGGGCAGGGCGCUGGCUGGCGGCAGGGCGGCCAGGGCGGGCUCCGAGAGCGCGCUCACCAUGCUGCUGUACGCCCUCGACGACCAGGAGGCGCUCGUCACUGUGCAGCAGUUCCAGACGCUACUUUCGUCUUCGGAGAUCAAAGUGGAAAACCUGCCACCAGAGGCAGAGAACCAGGAGCCCACUGAUGUGACUGGCUAUAUGGCGGCCAUCAUUACUUUGGCUGUCCUCAUCGCAGUGGCUCUAGGUGGUGCUGUGGCAGGCUACUACUUCUACUUCAGGCCAAGACUGGGAGUUCAUAAGCAGGCAGAUGAUUACACUAAGUUUGAAUCUGAUGCAGAUAAAGACAGUCCUUUAGAAUCACAAAUUCCACAAAUAACUACAACUGUUGAACCUACUAUAUCAACAGUUAGUGAAAUAAUAGAACCAGUAAAUGAAGUGACUGUUGAGAACAACAUCAUAACAGAUGAAAACAGCAAUGGAGUACUGGCACCAGAUUCAGAAGAUGAUUGGUCAAGAAAGAGAUCCGUGACCAUUCGAGGAGGACCAGAUGACUAUAAUGAUGAGGAAGCAUCUGGAGAACCAAGAAGAUCAGAAAGUUCAGACAGCCUUGAUGGAGAUGAAGCUCAUGCUGAGUCUGAGCGACGUAAAUCCGCAGUUCACUUUAAUGAAAACGUGGAGUGUAUUGAAGUGGAGCGUCUCUGAUAUUGAGUGCAGUGUGACUCCAAAGAAAUUUCUGAGAGGAACUUAGUGCUUCAUUUAGCUCUGGUAAUAAUCACUACAGUUCCUCUUAAUGUCUGCCUAGCGAUUGUGAUAGCAAGUUAACACCCUUGAAGACUGACGACAUGGUCUGUGAACCUGUUAUCUACAUGAAAUACAUUGAUAUUAAUCAGAAUAAAGAUGAGAAAUAAGAUUUGUUGGAACUAUUUUUUUGUGGCUGUGUGAAUUACAAGUAUUUCCCAUAUUAAACAAGUACUU
Messenger RNA from Schistocerca piceifrons (Central American locust), 2349 nucleotides. RefSeq lists its product as uncharacterized. Gene Ontology annotation, biological process: homophilic cell-cell adhesion; adherens junction organization; calcium-dependent cell-cell adhesion. NCBI's taxonomy places the organism in Eukaryota, Metazoa, Arthropoda, Insecta, Orthoptera, Acrididae. The transcript is spliced from 12 exons. Gene Ontology annotation, molecular function: calcium ion binding; cadherin binding. Gene Ontology annotation, cellular component: plasma membrane; catenin complex; adherens junction. The record is from RefSeq and is a predicted model, not a curated record. Bases 1 to 2076 code for a protein of 691 amino acids.